AUGGAGAGAAAGCAGGCGCAGGGGUUUCGAGAAGCUUUGACGAGAAGAUUGAAUGUCGUGAGAGAGGAAGUGAAAGACGCGCCGAUGCUGGAGGAGAUCGCAAAAGAUGCAAAGGAGACGGAUGGGAAAGAGCAGAGUUUCAAUCGUUUAUGGAAGAAGUUCACGCAGACGAUUUGGCGGGACGAGAAGAAUGCUGGAGAUGGGCUUGGUGGAUUGCUUGGAAGUCUAGGGAAGGCGAAUCGAGGGGCAUGGGAUGAUUUGAGCGAGGCGUGGAGAACAAGAGGCGUGUAUGGCUUGGACGAUCGGAUCAAGUAUGCGUUCUAUGGACACGUCAAUGAUAGCCGCUUCACGGAGAGCGAUAUGAAGAAUCAGAAGACGUUGGCGGAUUUGAGAUAUCCGACGGAGUGGUAUCCUGCGACGAGGGCGAUGCAGAGGAAGAUUGUCCUGCAUGUGGGACCCACGAAUUCCGGCAAGACGUAUCAUGCGUUACAAAAGCUGGAGCAGGCCGACAAGGGCGUGUACGCUGGACCGCUUCGAUUACUGGCUCAUGAGGUGUAUACUCGACUGAAUGCGAAGGGCAAGCCAUGUGCCUUGAUCACGGGAGAAGAAAGGCGAGCCGCGGAGAACCAGGAUGAUGAGCAUGAUAUGAGCGCAUGUACGGUCGAGAUGAUGCCGCUGAAUAGGACACUGGACGUGGCGGUCAUCGAUGAGAUUCAAAUGAUUGGAAACACGGAGAGAGGCUGGGCUUGGACCCAGGCCCUGCUGGGCGUCAAAGCAAAGGAAGUUCAUCUCUGUGGCGAGGAGAGAACGGUCCCGCUGGUGAGAGAGCUCUUUGCCAGCAUUGGUGAGGAACUCGAAAUACACACGUACCAGCGAUUGAGUCCUCUCCAGAUGGCUGAGAAGUCGUUGGACGGUCAGCUGAGGAAGCUGAGGAAAGGCGACUGCAUUGUCAGCUUCACUGUCAUGGGGAUUCAUGCACUCCGUCGGGAAAUCGAGAAGCAUAGUGGGAAGAAGGUCGCCCUCGUUUAUGGAAGCUUGCCACCCGAGACACGCGCUCAGCAAGCUCGACUCUUCAACGACCCGAACAACGACUACGACUUCCUAGUUGCUAGUGAUGCUGUGGGCAUGGGGCUCAAUCUCGCAAUCAAGCGCAUCGUCUUUGAAACGGCAACAAAGUUUGAUGGCAUCAGCCGCCGGACUCUGUCCAUUGCGGAUAUCAAGCAGAUUGGUGGUCGCGCAGGACGAUUCAGGAUUGCAGAACAAGCCAACGAGGCACCAGCAUCGGAACAGGAUCUCGCUACUGCAAAGGGCGAAGCCAAAGUCGCCAAUCUAGAUGACACGCCUGACACUGUCGGCCUCGUCACAACCCUCGAGCGCUUCGACUUCCCCAUCGUCGCAUCCGGAAUGAGUGCGGAACCCGAGCCCAUCCAAUCUGCAGGUAUCUUCCCUCCUGCGCCAGUACUGGAGCGCUUUGCUUCGUACUUCCCACCUCGGACGCCAUUCUCGUACAUCCUUACCCGAUUACAUGACAUCUCGCAGAUGCACAAGCGUUUCCAUCUCUGUGGUCUGAAAGAUCAGGUCUGGGUCGCGGAUCUGAUCGAACCCAUCGAGGGCUUGACAGUCGCGGACCGCAACACCAUCUGCUCAUGUCCAUGCUCCAAGGGCGACAACGACCUCUGGAAAGACUUGAUGCCCGCGUAUGCGCGUUGCAUUGCUGAUCAAACCGGAGGCGACAUCGUCGACAUCCAAGAGCUUCCGCUAGAGCUGCUCGAGAAAGAGCCCGUGGCCUCGAGGGAAUACCUCCGCGAGCUGGAGCGACUCCACAAAGGCGUGGUUGCCUACCUCUGGCUGAGCUAUCGCUUCGCAGGCAUCUUUAACACUCGUCCGUUGGCGUUUCACAUCAAGAGUAUGGUGGAAGAGAGGAUCGAACACGUCCUGGGCAAGUUCAGCUUUUCUGAAACUGCACGGCGAAGGUUGGCGGAACGCAGAGAGAAGGAGAUUUUGGAGGGAUUGAUGAUUGGGUCGGAGGAUCAGCCUGCUCCUCGCGCGGAGGACGCUACUGCUAAGCAUGCCGCCGAGAAGGGAAGGGAUGUGGAAGAGCGGGAGGAGGAUAUGGAGAAGAAGAUGGCCCAGUUUGCCGAGGAGCCUGCUGACGCUGAGCGCGCUGCUCCUGAGUCUGAGGACGUUGAGUCUGGCUCCCAGCUUGACGAAAGUGCUCCGCAACCCGACGCCGAUCCUCUACCCCAAGAGGACAGCAGUCUCACGCUUGGCGGCGACCGCUUCGGCGGCGAGGAGGAGAUGAGCCUGGAGGAGCCGGCGAUGGCGGACGUGAUGCUCGAAGAAAGCUCCGAGAGCAAGCCUGCUGAUCCCAGCGCUACUGAGAACGAUUCAACCGCCGUGCCCAAGAAAGCGGCGGCGGGUGGUGGGCUGUAA
This is a messenger RNA of Zasmidium cellare ATCC 36951, 2433 nucleotides long. RefSeq lists its product as uncharacterized. Gene Ontology annotation, cellular component: mitochondrial degradosome. Bases 1 to 2433 code for a protein of 810 amino acids. NCBI's taxonomy places the organism in Eukaryota, Fungi, Ascomycota, Dothideomycetes, Mycosphaerellales, Mycosphaerellaceae. Gene Ontology annotation, molecular function: hydrolase activity, acting on acid anhydrides; RNA helicase activity; ATP binding. The transcript is spliced from 2 exons. Gene Ontology annotation, biological process: RNA catabolic process; mitochondrial RNA 3'-end processing. The record is from RefSeq and is a predicted model, not a curated record.